AUGGCGGGGAUCGACAGUUCGCCCGGCAGUAUUGAAGACAUGGACGACCACGAGGCGCGCGAGGAGAAGAGACGCCAACCUGUGAAGCGCGCUUGUAAUGAGUGCCGACAGCAAAAGCUUCGAUGCGACGUCAUUCAAGACCCUUGGUCCGAUUGCUCGCGAUGUCGUCGACUCAAGCUCGACUGUAAAAUCGAAUCGAACUUCAAACGGGUGGGGAAGCGCAGUCGUAAUGCGGAGAUGGAGAGAGAAAUAUUGGAGCUCAGGAAGCAAAUCGCUACCGGGCAGCCUGUCCCCGGGAUGUCCCAACAGCAGCAGCAGCAGAUCACCGCGGGGCAAUUGACGCCCAAGCAAGAUUCGAAUCAAGUCAGUCCCGCGGUGUAUCAAACCCCAUCGGCCAUGUCCGCGGACCAGUAUAUGGGCUCGCAAGAAGCUGUUGCGUCCCUGUUGGACUUGCGCUCAGGCUUCGACGGUUCUAAUUUCAUGCGUAACGGGGGACAAAUCAAGCGCAUUGAGGACGUCAUGGUUGUUCCUGAGAAAGUUGGGGAACUGUUCAAUCUCUUCUUCACAUACUACCACCCUUUCCUCCCAUUUUUGGAUCCGAAGCAAUCGCCAGAGGAAUAUUACAAUGCUUCCUCCCUCCUAUUUUGGACAAUCGUCAGUGUUGGCGCACGGCGCUACCAGGGCGAUUCCAAUCUAUUGACUUCCCUUGCUGGUCCUGUCAGUCGACUGGUAUGGAGCACAUUGGCAGACAUCCCUCAAAGCUACCACGUUGUAAAGGCUCUUGCUCUAAUGUGCUCCUGGCCAUUCCCGACAAGCAGCACCUCCACGGACCCAACAUUCAUGCUAUGCGGCAUGAUGGUCCAGGUUGCCAUGCAGCUAGGUCUUCACCGGCCUUCUCACACCCAAGACUUCAGCAAGUUCCGGGUGGAAUUGAUCGAAGAGGAGUUGCGGGAUAAAGUGCGAACCUGGGCCAUCUGCAACAUUGUUGCUCAAAGGGUAUCCACUGGAUAUGGGCAGCCUUCGUCCACAUUGUACGACUGGACGCUUUCCUCGAGUGACUCGCUUGACCCGAACUUCAAGCUUCCAGGAGAUCUCAGGACAAGGUUAGAGAUUGAGAAGUUCUGCGACCGGAUCACCAGGGCACUUUACACAAAUCGGCGUGAUCCAGUUGGUCUCACCAGUGACCAUGAACGGUCUACAAUGAUUUCCUUCUUGUCGCGGGACUUCGACGAGUUAGAGGAAACCUUGAAACCUCAGAGUGACAGUAUCACUGAUCUGUUCUUACGUGCCGCCAACCUUCACUUACAUCUUUCGGCAUUCUUUGAUGAGCCAACUGCAAAGAACUAUCGCGAGCGCGUGUUGUCUCUAUAUGUUGCGACGACAUCAUUCCUCGAGAAUGUCCUUAACCUCGAGACCGAAGUUGGACCAGUCCUCUCUUACACCCCUUACUACAUCUACCAGAUGAUGGUCGCCGCUGGUUGCACCCUUCUGAAGCUAUGCAAGAGCUUUUUCUCCUCUCACAUCGACAUGGAUUACACCAAACAUCUGUCCAACCGAACAAUAUGGGCCAUUCGCAGUGUCUCGGCUUCCAGCAAUGAUCUACCCGAGCGUCUAGCAGAAGUGUUGGCCCAGAUGUGGAGACUAGGCGGAGCAACUCAUCGAUCCAACAAUAGCACUGAUGUCGAUGAUUCCCUCCGCCUCAAAGUGCGCUGCCGAAUGAGCAUGUCUUUGCUUUUCGACUCGGUGUGGCGAUGGAGGGAAGAUGCGCGGACCAAGGGUCGUAACAUUGAAGGUAAAUUAUUUCCCGCAGUGUCUUGGCUUGUCCAGUGUCUAACACCAUUCCUAGCAUAUUUGAAAAACCCGACCAAUCCAGACUCCGCGGCGGAUUCCUCAGCCACCUCGUCCGUCGGCCCUAUGCAAACAGCGACAACUACACCUGGUAUCUCGGGCAACGAUCCCAGUCUUGCCCCAGCACCCCUACUAUCGCAGGCUAGUCUUGGGGUUCAACCGCCUUCUACUUCGGUCAGUGGACUUCCUAGCGGUUUCAUGGAGCCUAAUUACGAGGUCUUUGAUCCGUUGAACUGGUUGCUCGACGGCUUGGUAGAUCUGCCAUAUUCAUACUCCACCGUGGGUGGAAUGGAACCUCAAGGCAUCGCAUAG
Messenger RNA from Penicillium olsonii, 2160 nucleotides. NCBI's taxonomy places the organism in Eukaryota, Fungi, Ascomycota, Eurotiomycetes, Eurotiales, Aspergillaceae. The record is from the annotation of a GenBank genome assembly.